Xyrauchen texanus (razorback sucker) is the source of this 5192-nucleotide messenger RNA. RefSeq lists its product as uncharacterized. The record is from RefSeq and is a predicted model, not a curated record. The coding region runs from base 1139 to 4324 and encodes 1061 amino acids. Gene Ontology annotation, molecular function: DNA-binding transcription factor activity, RNA polymerase II-specific; protein binding; RNA polymerase II cis-regulatory region sequence-specific DNA binding. The transcript is spliced from 7 exons. NCBI's taxonomy places the organism in Eukaryota, Metazoa, Chordata, Actinopteri, Cypriniformes, Catostomidae. Gene Ontology annotation, biological process: regulation of transcription by RNA polymerase II.
GUGAAGUUAGGUUGACAAAUGGUAACCAACAGAGGACUACGAGUUAAAAAACAUUGAUUAUUUCAUCAUUGAUCAUUGAUUAUUGGCUUUAACGUUAUGUGAACGGACACGGAUCACGUUUAUGGGAUACCGCGGAAGAUAUUGUUGAUUGUGGAGACCGCCUUUCCGUGUUUAGAUGUGCUUCAAGAAGACCCCCGCGUCUCGCGCGUAGGUCGCGCGACAGAUUAGCUGCGGCGUGCGUUCUAAGACCGAGUUCAAGAAAUCACAAGUUGCACGCGAGAAGGGAAGAGCCGCCCGCGCAAUUGUUACUCUUGCCUGCGUAAAGAAUUGCACACUUUCAAUGGAUCUCCUGUUAUGACGUAGUUGUCGUUUCGGUGUUUAUUGACACAUUAUUGCCUCAAAUGCAGUUGCAUCGGAAUAAAGAGGCCCCUGAAGUACCUGGCUAAAUAAUAAUUUCAUAUAAAUUUUUGGUAGCCACUGUAUUUUUGACUGAGUGAGAGAAUUCAAGCCAUUUGUCAGACCACGAUUGUUUUUGUGCAUGGUUCAGUUUCACAGUACAACAAGGCAGUUCUAUUGGACAACUUUAAAAUACCAAACUCGAUGUCCCAAAUAUUUAUCUCAUUAUUUAUUUAAAUUAUUCUCAACUGUCGGGAUAGACUUAUAGCGUUUGUUUGUGGCGGUUGCUAUUCUAUCUUGAAUUCAGUUUCACAUGGAUUAUAUGCAAUUUUUCAUAUUUGAUAGGAUGUGAUGAAACUGUCUGGCACAUCAUAAGCACCAAAGAUGAUGGACUUUAUUGUAAAAUACUUGCAUCCUGGCGUUCUGAUACAACUUAAGACUGUUCGUCUUAUUUAUUGUUGUUUAUCACCAUCAUCAUAAUAUUGUUGAUUAAGCUUGCUACUUAAAUAUACAAAUUGAGGAUUUGCUGUGUGCACUGCAUGUCCUCUGAAUCUUCUUGACUUUAGUAGAAAAUAAAAACUUGAACACUUGAAGGGACAGCAUCCCUAAUUUCAAAAGCGUUUCAAUGUCGAUGGAUGAACCCAAGCUGAUAAGGUCUGCUUUUUACACAUAGGGGAAGCAAUCAUAAAGAAACCUGCACUGUAGGUAAAAGUGUCUUGAGAAGAGAAGAAAUUUGGUGAAAAUGGCCAGUGAAUGCACCUAUAGCGCUCCUUAUGGUACUGAUGACACCGUAUGCACUACUAAACUCCCAGCGCGCGAGCAACGGGAACGCGCGGAGAUGCAUUUGAAUGGCGGAUGUGCGUCUGUCACGUCUUCUGCCUUCUUCGAGGUCAUCGGCGACUCUCUUUACCGUAAGAAGUUGGAGAAAGGUUUCGUCCAGUACCGGGAGGUGCUGGCUGAACACAAGCGGCUCCAGUCCAUAGCCGCCUUCCAUGAGAAGAGACCGGGCAAGUCGCACCACACCCUGGAUGACACGUACAGACUGGUGGCCGAGCACUAUUGGUGGGAAGGAAUGUACUUUCAGGUCAGAGAAUUUGUACUCUGUUGUGAGGAAUGCCAACGUAGUCAGUCUGAAAGAUCAGAGUGUUCAGAUGUGGAACUUAUCUCCAGGAUAGUGGAAUCACAUAGUCAUGAAGUCUUAAGGAAGCUGAAUGGACAACGGGAGGCAGGGCUCUUCUGUGACAUCACACUGAAAACUAGAGGUGGCCAGUCUUUUGUCGCCCACAAGGCAGUCCUUGCGGCGGUGAGCGAGUAUUUCCAGGAGUUAUUUACUGAAAUGGACUCGGCCACUAACCCUCAGUCGCAUGUUGACCUCACAGGUUUCAGUGAACAGAGCUUGCUUGCUUUACUUGAGUUCUCUUACACUUCGACCCUAAAUCUGAAUCUGGACAGCUUGACAGAGGUUUCUGCAAUGGCUCGUCAUCUACGCAUGUGGCCUGCCCUUGAGGCCUGCUUGGCUAUCAAAAUAGAGCGAGAGACUUGUCAGCCAUGUUCCAAAAUGCACAGUACUGCUGAUGAACCAAAUAAUUCAAUGUCUGGGCCUUUCAGGAGAGACCACUCUUCAAUUACAGGAGGAAAGGUGGGACUCAUGAAGAGGAGAAAGGAUGAGGAAGGAGAAGGCUCUGGGUCUACCUGGAACACCCAAGCACAUUACAGUGAGCACAUUGUUGAUAAGGUGUCAGAUGAAUCUGAAUCAGAAACCUCAAACCCUCAGCUCCAAUGCCAAGCCCCAUCCAAUUUUCAGGUUGAGAAAAUUUGCUUUCCAUGCAGCCCAAAUCGCAGAAUGAAGCUUAUGGACUUCAAAUCUCCAUCUGGCAAGAGAAAGCCUUUCUCUUGCCCCACAUCUUCAGUCAUCUCAUCAUCUCCUUGCACCUCUACUCGUUCUUCCUCUCCAUCACGUCGCUUGCUUCGUUCCUCACCUGGUGCUGCCCUUGCUUUGCGCAGACUCUUGCCCAAAAUUGACUUUUCCACCAAGAGAAAGAGGAAGUCUUCUGCAUACCGGACAUACAAGCCCCGAUCUGAAUUCUCAGCGGCGACUUCCCAAUCUCAGGCAACCUCUUUGACCCAUGUAACCUCAGCAAGUGUAAAGGAGGAGAAUUUGGAGGAAGAGCUAUGUAAUGUAGUCCAUCAGGAUGAGGUGCACAGCCCUCGAGCUCAGGAGAAAUACCGUCUUCUGAGUUUCCUUGGCUUGCAGAGAAAGUCUCUGGUUCCUGGUCCAGAGGAACUGUCUGGUUGGGGUCAGAAAAAACGACUUAGGAAGUCAAAAGUCAGUGAUUAUUCACUCACAGCCCGACGUAAACCCCGUGCACAAGGAGUCACAUUGGGUUUUGGAACCAGUUUAGGUGCACUUGCAGUAGUUAGUCCUUCUCUGUCCCUCUGUGACAUGAGCAGAAUGGACUUACUGAAGAAACCAGUGAAAGUAGAGCCCCAAGAACUCUGGAAACAAGAAAGGUCCAAAAAGAAAAGACAGGGUUCUGCAGGGCAAACUGUGCAAUCAAGCGCAAGGACUACACGUAGCAGGGCUUUGCUUCAGACAGACUCCAGUAUAACUAACAGUGAGAGACCACUCAGACGCCACAAUAGAAAUCAAGACAAAACACAACUCCUCUCUGCCAAAAGAGGUAGGUUACCAGCACACAAUACCUGUGAUGCUCAUAAAAGGACUAUCCUCAGGAUAAAACGUGAAUCUUCUGACAAUGCCAUCAUACCACCUAUUCACCAUUGCAAUACUGACUUCCACCACCAAGGAAUGCAAACUACCAAAGGAACAGGAUCAGCACGCAGGGGCCGCCCACCUGCAGAUCACACAACAAAGUCGCAGCACACAAAGCGGUACAAACCUGUCCGUCCCACAACCGACAAACCUAAAACUUCAAAACAAAUUAAAAGCAAAACAAAAUGCAACUACACCACAGGAAUGGUACAAGCAAAGCACUGCAGAACUGAAAGAGGAACACAGGUGAAGGAGAACAGAAAGAUUAAAGAACAUGCAAACAGAAAAGGGAGCCCUAAUGUUCAAUACAGUGCCAUAAACUGGGAGACCAACCAUCAGCAUCUUCACAGUCGUCCUCUUUAUAAAACCAUAAAGCAAGAGCCAGCUGACCCCCUACCCCUAACCCAGCCAUUCCCAGCCAGCGAACUCUCAGACCUGGGUAAGCGUCAGAGCAAACCACCCAUUAAACUGCUGGAUCAAGGCUUCCUCUUUGGCUUCUGUCGGUCACCAAGUGGCAUCAAACGGGAGGAGGAGAGUGUGGACAUCUGCCUUACUCGGUCUGUCUCCCAUGGAAGAAUUUCCCAUAGGGAUUCAUCACCUGACAUGGUGAUAAGAGAUCGGGUGAGGGCCAGGAUUAUGCCAGAUCGAACAGGUCUAAAUGGGCCUCAUUGGGCUGGACUAGGGAAAAGACAGACACCCUUUUCUCAAAGGAUUGCUUUUCGAGUGAAGACGGAGAGGGAUGAAACAAGUGCGUCCCAAAGGUUGAAGGUUAGCAAAGUCCCUCGACACCCCCAGGCCAGCAAGAGGAGCUGUAAAGUGAAGAAAGAACCAACAAAGACAAAGAAUGUAAAUAAGCUGCUUCCUCUGAGCAGUCGCCGUUCCUUCCUAUUGGAAUCCACCCGACAGUCACGUCUCAAACAGAUGAAGGGUCCUCAAGGCCAGGCCUCCAGUGGAGCACAUGCUUGCCUGCAGUGCAGGGCCUCCUACAGGGACUGUGAUGCACUAAUCAUGCACCGUAUCAGGCACAUUGAAGGCAAACAAUGGCCCUGCCCGUUGUGCAACAAGGCUUUCUUCAGGCAGAGAAAUGUGAGGAAUCACAUAAGGACACACAAUCCCAAACUUUACAAAUGCCGCCAGUGCAUUGCUGCUCACUGAGGUUAAAAGGCACAGGAUGAAAUGAGGAGCAGCAACGCUUUGUUUCUUGAAAUAUUAAUGCUGUAAAUACCAAGAUUCUGUGAUGUAUGAAAGUGAGGUUCAAUUUAUUAAUGUAAAUAAUAUUCUAAUGGUUUCAAUUGUGUCUUUUCCAUUACAAUAAUUGUUGUUAUUUAAGUAACUAAGCUGAAGUUGCUUUGCAAUUAAUACAGAUGUGUUGAACCAGAACUUGAACCAAUGGUGUUUUUUCUCAGGGGUGGAGCCUGAUGGUCAAGGUGAUAUAUGUAUAAUUAGAAUUGUGUAGAAUGUUUUAAAUUUGUUACUACUAAUGUAAUUACAACAAUUGUUAAUACUAUUGUUAUGAUUAUUUUUUUUAUAAAUGGCAUAAUCUUGAGUGCACUUAAUGUUAACUUUGUUUUAAAACCUAAGAAAGAUGUGGUGGACUGGGAUGUACUUGAAUUAUUGUUGGAGUGGAGCUGAUGGACUGCCCUUAAUUUGUGGCAUCUGGCAAUGUUUUAGAAAACUGAUUCGUUUUUAAAUGAAGGUUGGGUAAAUUGGGUUAGUUAUAUAUGACUAGAGGUCAUGAAAUGGUUGACCUGCAUUGGUGAAAUGUCAUUAUUUGGAUAAAUACCAUUUUGUGAAUAUAUUUGUUUGACUACAGCUUUUCAAUAUGAAACAGUGGCUGUCUUUAGAUAAGGGAAUCCCAACAUGUCUAAUGUGACUUUUUUUUCCUCCUUUGGAUAAAUCCUUGUAAAACUUUUUAUGCAUCUCUUUCUUUGACAUACAAUGCAAUGAACUUAUAUGAAGAAGUUUUAAAUGUUAAGGUGUGUUUUGUCUGAAAACACAAAGUUUAAUAUGUAGAAUGACCAAA